This is a messenger RNA of Cryptococcus amylolentus CBS 6039, 572 nucleotides long. Its product is annotated as rRNA-processing protein CGR1. The transcript is spliced from 3 exons. Bases 26 to 400 code for a protein of 124 amino acids. The record is from RefSeq and is a predicted model, not a curated record. Lineage: Eukaryota; Fungi; Basidiomycota; Tremellomycetes; Tremellales; Cryptococcaceae.
AUCACUUGUCAACAACCCGCUCGCCAUGUCUUCCGCCGAAGCGUCCACCUCAGCCCCAGUCACAAUAUCUGUUGCCCCCUCGAGGAACGGCAGAACACCAGGCAAGGCCCACAAGUCUGACAAGAGCGCCGUCCGACGAUCUUACAUCAGCCCCUCUAUUAAGACACCUUUCGACAAGCGCAAGGAGAAGGAGGCUGCUAUCAACGCCAACAAGACGCUCGAGAAGGAGUUGAAGGACGAGAAGGAAGCUGAGCGUCAAAGGAAAGUGAACAUCAUUAAGGAGCGCAGAGUAAAGAAGGAGGAGCGAGAAAGGGAAGCGGAGAUGAGGGCGAGGAUGUCGGCCAAGAAGCUCCAGAGGAUGAAGAAGAGACAAGGCAGAUCAGCGAAAAUCAACGGAUAAUGAUCUUUUUCGCCGUUUUCUCUGUCUGCUGCUCGACACUUCUCUCGCAUUGUACUUGUACAUUAUGCAUACAUAGGAUACCCUCACCACCAACUCUAUCAUCGAUUGGCCUUCCUGCCCCGACCCCAAAACUGUUCACCUGCUCCCUGCGACUUUCCUCACUACACCCCGG